GUCGACUUGUUCCUGGAAGAGCCAGCCUGCGGAGUCAGUCACAUUCUUGGCUGGGAUUCAAUGAUUGAGCCAGACACUCACAAACACUGAGAGAGGGAUGCGAGAGAGAGCGAGAGGGAGAGGGGGGAGAGAGAGAGAGAGAGAGCGAGGGGGCAAGUGAGUGAGUGGGUGAGUGAGUGAGCGAGCGCAACCCAGCUCACAGACUAGCCAUCUCCACACAGGCGUAGCGAACUGCGUGGGUAAACGGAGUGUUUGCAUCGAGCUCUACUGCAGUAUUUCAAACUGAUUUUUGUAUGUGUUUUACACCUGUUACAUAGAGAGAAGGCUUUGCUUUUUCGGUCGAUACUUUUACAUAGAGAGAAGGCUUUGCUUUAUCGGUCGAUACUUUUUCUGGAACUUCAAAAGCGUAUCAUUCCUUUUUGGAGGAGUUUCAGAGGGACGCGUUUUAGAUAUGGACAGUCGGGAGUCUACUGCAUGGGAAGACUCGCCGGUGUCACCAUUUGCCUAGUAGGCUCCUAGUCAACGGAAUUGGAUACUCACUACCUGGGACUUUUUUUGUGGUUGUUUGAUGAAGCGCUUUUCGCACUUGACUGAUUCUGGGAUACCUUGGAUUUACAAGGAACCGGGACCUAUCGUGUCUUUCGAUUGUUUUAGUUUGCCCCAGUUGACAGGAACUCUCGCUUUCAAAGUCGUAGUGAAACCAUGGAGACUGUAACUCGACAAAGCUUCCAACCUCACCCAGGACUGCAACAAACUCUCAAGCAGUUUCAUCUGAGUUCUAUGAGCUCCCUCGGCGGACCGGCGGCUUUUUCUGCUCGAUGGCCACAUGACCUCCUGUUCAAGAAGGAUGGGAAAGAGCCCGAGCCCGUGCUGCAUCUGCCCAUGCAACCGCCGACAGUGAUGCCAGGGCCUCUCUUCAUCCCGUCCGACCGCUCCACUGAGAGGUGCGAGACGGUCUUGGAGACGGAGACUGUCUCCUGUUUCGUGGUCGGCGGCGAGAAACGUCUGUGCUUGCCGCAGAUCCUCAACACCGUCCUGCGGGAUUUCUCCCUCCAACAGAUCAACUCGGUGUGCGACGACCUCCACAUCUACUGCUCCCGGUGCACGGCGGAACAGCUGGAGAUCCUCAAAGUCAUGGGAAUUCUCCCAUUCUCCGCGCCUUCCUGCGGACUCAUCACCAAAACUGACGCGGAGCGCCUGUGCAAUGCACUGAUUUACGGGGGCACCUACCCGCCGCACUGCAAGAAAGAGUUCUCUGGCUCCCUGGAGCUGGAGAUCACGGAGAGAAGCUUCAAAAUAUACCACGAGUGUUUCGGAAAGUGCAAGGGUCUCUUCGUCCCGGAGCUGUACACCAGCCCAAACGCAGCCUGCAUUCAGUGCAUGGACUGCAGACUCAUGUACCCGACACAUAAAUUCGUGGUGCACAGUCACAAAUCGUUGGAAAACAGGACUUGCCACUGGGGCUUUGACUCUGCGAACUGGAGGGCAUACAUCCUAUUGGGCCAGGAUUACACAGGGAAAGAGGAGAAGGCGCGCCUGGAGCAGCAUUUGGACGAGAUUAAAGAGAAAUUUGACUUCGCCAACAAAUAUAAGAGGAAAGCAUCAAGGGUGAGUUGAAGUCAAUGUUACAAU
This is a messenger RNA of Salvelinus fontinalis (brook trout), 1632 nucleotides long. Its product is annotated as ski oncogene-like. Lineage: Eukaryota; Metazoa; Chordata; Actinopteri; Salmoniformes; Salmonidae. Gene Ontology annotation, molecular function: DNA-binding transcription factor activity, RNA polymerase II-specific; RNA polymerase II cis-regulatory region sequence-specific DNA binding; SMAD binding. Gene Ontology annotation, biological process: negative regulation of BMP signaling pathway. Bases 703 to 1617 code for a protein of 304 amino acids. The transcript has a single exon. The record is from RefSeq and is a predicted model, not a curated record. Gene Ontology annotation, cellular component: nucleus.